GAAAAAGACAAAUUAGAAAGAGAAAAAGAACAGUUGACUACUCAAAAAGAUAAUGAAAUAACUGAACUUAAAAGACAAGUAGAAAAGUUAGAGGAUGAAAAGAAAAAGUUAAAAGAUGAGUUAGAAAUAGAAAAAGGUUGGUGGGAUAAGUGGAUAAAUGAUAAUACAAAUUUUAAUGAGACCAUUUUCGUGUUAAAGUCAAGGACAGGUUUAAUUAUUCACCUGAACACUUUUUACGAAAAAAAGCCUUCAAAAUGGCUAUUUACGAAUACUAUAAAAGCCAGUCCUAGUAUUGAGAAAGGGCGGCUUGGAUAUUGGAACGAAUAUUACAUAGUGGGUGAGUUUGAAAACAAACAAGCAAACCAAGAAUACAAAAAGGCUAAAAAAGAAGCCGAACAAAAAGAGCAAAAUCAACCCCCUAAACCAACUAACCAAAACAACAACACUCCAGACCAAUCCAAUCCCACUCCCAAUCAAGAACCCCAAGAACAACCCACUAAUAAUCCUCUCCCUUCCCCCGAAACUAUUCAAGAAAACUACAAUAACGAUAAAGACAAAUCCACCAUUGAAAACAAUUCUAAUUCAACCACUCCAGAACAAAAAGAACAAUCUGAAACAUUAUUAAAAUUAAUCAUUGAGGCUGAAUUCUUAAUUAAGGAUAAACAAUUUAACUCUGAAACUUUAUCUAAACUAAUCCAAGAAAAAGAACAAAACACAGAGAGUUAUCAACUCUUAAAAGAGAGAAUAGAACAGGCUAUUAAUGAAUUGUCUAGUUUGGAACAACAAAAUAAUAAUAAUGAGUCAGUAGUAAAUAAUAAUGAAUCUGACAUUAGUCCUAUCAAAAUCUUUGCUAUUGUAGGG
Molecule: messenger RNA, 861 nt
Organism: Racocetra persica
Lineage: Eukaryota; Fungi; Glomeromycota; Glomeromycetes; Diversisporales; Gigasporaceae
Source: the annotation of a GenBank genome assembly